Messenger RNA from Penicillium verhagenii, 1254 nucleotides. RefSeq names its product putative 3-ketoacyl-CoA ketothiolase (Kat1) (gene kat1). Gene Ontology annotation, cellular component: peroxisome. Gene Ontology annotation, molecular function: acetyl-CoA C-acyltransferase activity. Bases 1 to 1254 code for a protein of 417 amino acids. The record is from RefSeq and is a predicted model, not a curated record. Gene Ontology annotation, biological process: fatty acid beta-oxidation; phenylacetate catabolic process. The transcript has 4 exons. Lineage: Eukaryota; Fungi; Ascomycota; Eurotiomycetes; Eurotiales; Aspergillaceae.
AUGGCUGCGGAUCGUCUUACCUCUCUGCUGGGCCAUUUCAAACCCUCUACCAGCGGCCUCGCCGCAAUCACCCAGAAGAACCCCGAUGAUGUGGUCAUUACUGCUUCUCUCCGCACCCCGUUGACCAAGGCGCGUAAGGGCGGCUUCAAAGAUACCGAGCUGGACUUUAUUGUCUACGCGCUGCUGAAGGAAACACUGGCCAAGUCUAAGAUCGAUCCCGCACUAGUUGAGGAUGUGUGCCUUGGUAAUGUUAGCGAGGCCAAGGCCGCUUACAUGGUCCGCGCGGCCUCCCUGGCAGCCGGAAUCCCCCACACAUCUGGCGCCUCCAGCGCAAACCGCUUCUGCGCCUCGGGCUUGAAGGCCGUGCAAGAUAUUGCCAACCAGAUUCAACUUGGCGCUAUCGAUGUCGGUAUUGCGAUGGGCGCAGAGCUGAUGUCUGUUGGCGGCGACCGUCUCGAACGUCCCUUCAACACCGAGGUGCUGCUCAACCAGGAGGCUCAAGACUGCAUGCAGCCCAUGGGCCAGACAUCCGAGAAUGUCGGAAAUGACUUUGGCAUUUCCCGCGAACAGCAGGAUCGCUAUGCGGCGGAGUCCUUCCGACGUGCGGAAGCGGCCCAGAACGCUGGCUGGUUCGAUGAUGAGAUUACUCCCAUCACCGUUAAGGUCAAGGACCCUAAGACUGGUGAGGUUAAGGAGGUUACCUUGACUAAGGAUGAGGGAAUCCGACCUGGAACUACUUUCGAGUCCUUGUCCAAGAUCCGGCCUGCAUUCCCGCAGUUUGGUGAUAAGUCGACUGGUGGAAACUCUAGUCAAGUUACUGAUGGUGCUGCUGCUGUUCUUCUGAUGCGCCGCUCCAAGGCUAUCGAGCUCAACCAGCCUAUCCUGGCUAAGUUCUGUGGCGCCACUGUUGCUGGUGUGCCCCCACGCGUGAUGGGUAUCGGCCCUACUGCUGCUAUCCCCAAACUUCUUAGCAAGUUCAAUCUGGACAAGAACGACAUCGAUAUCUAUGAGAUCAACGAGGCGUUCGCCUCGAUGGCUGUCUACUGUAUCCAGAACCUUGGCCUCGACCAUGCCAAGGUGAAUCCCCGUGGUGGUGCCAUUGCUCUUGGUCACCCAUUGGGUGCUACUGGUGCGCGACAGGUCUCUACUAUCUUGAGCGAGGCACGCCGAACCAAGAAGAAGGUCUUGGUUACUAGUAUGUGUAUCGGUACUGGCCAGGGUAUGGCUGGUCUUUUCGUCAACGAGCAGCUGUAA